AUGAAUGUCACACAAGGCGGCAAGUGGUUCAGUAGCUGUCCCGACAACGCAUUCCAGAUGGUGUUGAAGGGCCAGACGCCGCCUGCCCUUGCUCAGCGUGUUGGAGCUCUCUUCAAGCCGAUGCCACAGUUGUUCGUUGUCGGAUUCAUCGCAGCAGCCGGAGGAUACGCCUACACGGCAGCCUCGGUUGCUCUCAGGAAGUGGCUCGAUCCCAGCUCGACCGGAGGGGCUUCGCUUCCUCCCGAUGCCAUUGCCAAGAUCUCCGUGGCCAUUGGCGCGUACGUGGCAGUGUCGACGAACUGGAGAUACCAGGUAGUUGCUGGAGUCUUCGAGGCAAGAAUGUUCGACGUCUUGUUCGCCAAGCAGAUCGCUCUGCGAUCGGCAGGCUCGACGCUUGUUCGGACGGCAAACACGUACCUCGGCUCGUACUGGAUCGUUUCUUACCUAAGGGCCCUCGACUUGCAGAAGAUCGAUGGAUGA
Molecule: messenger RNA, 480 nt
Organism: Guillardia theta CCMP2712
Lineage: Eukaryota; Cryptophyceae; Pyrenomonadales; Geminigeraceae
Exons: 9
Coding region: 1-480 (159 amino acids)
Source: RefSeq, a predicted model, not a curated record